Molecule: messenger RNA, 5054 nt
Organism: Anopheles stephensi (Asian malaria mosquito)
Lineage: Eukaryota; Metazoa; Arthropoda; Insecta; Diptera; Culicidae
Gene: sws
Product: neuropathy target esterase sws
Exons: 14
Coding region: 630-4436 (1268 amino acids)
Biological process (GO): phosphatidylcholine metabolic process
Cellular component (GO): endoplasmic reticulum
Molecular function (GO): phosphatidylcholine lysophospholipase A1 activity
Source: RefSeq, a predicted model, not a curated record
UGGAAUGGAACCGGGGCACAAUUUCAACCCGGCAGUAUAAACACACGCGCAGCACAAAAAACGCGUUUGACAGCUAGACCAUCGAACAAAACAAAGACCGCAGCGAACAAAAGCAACCGAAAUAAAAACAGAGCAACGUACUUUGGUGAAACAUUGCAGGAUUUUAAGGCCCUUUUUUGUGUCCUGUGUGUGAUUUUGGUAAAUCAUUGCGAAUGGAUAUCGCACACCGGGGCGCUGGGGCUAGUAGUUCGCUCGGUCGUGGUGUACAUUAUCGCAGUUAGCUUUUGUCGUCACUGCUUGACAUCGGUGCCUCCCGGGAAGCAGCGGUGUGCGUGGUGGUGUGCUCUUGUUCGUUCGCUCUUCUCCUCGUUUUGCUCCACAAUCAGGUGUGUGUGUCAACAACAUCAGCUCGCAUUAAUGCGUAAAACUCGGGCCAAGCAUCAAGGUUUGGCGUGAUCUUUGGUGCCCGGAUACUUUAUUGUUUCGUUUGCAAUGACAUUCCCAACGAAGCGCCGAUUGCAGCGGUACUGACGGUGUUGUGUGUGCAAGCAGAGCAACCAGGGAGCAGUUGCAGUUGUCGUCAUCGUCGUAGCGUGGCGUAGUAGUUUUGGCAUCGAUACUAUGCAAUAAUGGAUAUAGUAGGGUUAGUGAAGAAAUCAUAUGCCGAUUAUGGCACCAUGCUAAAGGAUUCCUGGUACACCAUCAACACGGAAGACUUGAACCUAUCAUGGGCAAUCAAACUACUCGUAGCUAUAUUUGCAAUAGUAGCCACCAGCUACGUGUGGCGUAGAAAAUACCUAAGAAAGCUGGAAGAAAAGAUGCAGCUCCAGAACCAGUACGCGUCGCACAUGCGGUUCCGCAAGCGCGACAAAAUGAUGUUCUACGGACGGCGCAUGCUGCGGAAGGUAAAGUCCAUCUCCGGCCAGGCGUACGGUGGCCAGGGCCGCAAGCGGCGUGCGGUGAUGCGGUUUGCAAAGCGGCUGCUGCUGCGCAAGGACGUAACGCCGACCCAGCUGCUGGUGAUAGAACCGCCGGCCGAAUAUCUGGAGGUUGCAUCGGACGGCAACGAUCGUGUGCCGCCGGACGCACUCUACAUGCUACAAUCAAUCCGCAUCUUUGGGCACUUCGAGAAGCCCGUCUUCUUGAAGCUGUGCAAGCACACCGAAAUCAUCAAUCUGAUUGCGGGCGAAAGCUUGAUCAAGGUGGGCGAUCCGGACGACAGUGUGUUCAUCGUGCAGACCGGGCAGGUGAACGUGUUUCUCAACAAUCCGGACGGCAGCUCGAUUACGCUGAAGGUGGUACGGCAGGGUGAAUCGGUAACGUCACUGUUGAGCUUCAUCGAUGUGCUGGUGGGCAACGCAAGUCAGUACAAGACGGUCACCGCACGGGCAAUGGAAAACUCGCAAGUGAUCCGGCUGCCAAUGUUUGCUUUCCAGCAAGUGUUUAGCGAAUGUCCCGAUUUGCUGGUGCGCGUUAUACAGGUGAUAAUGGUGCGUUUGCAGCGUGUCACCAUUACCGCACUGCACAACUAUCUUGGGCUGAGCACCGAAUACAUACAGUGUUCGUCCCAGCGGAAAAAGAUUCCAAUUGCACCGCAAACCAAGGGCAGUCCCGGGCAUCGGCGUGUGCCCUCCGACCAGGUGCAUCCCGUGCCGCAUUCGCUCGUGGGCGAAAUAAAACCCGACAUGCUGGUAGAUCUUUCCGAUGGGCAGCACAAUGUCGGCCGGCGUACGUCCGCCUUGCCGAUCGAACCGAUCGACCAUGCGGUGCUGAAGGCGUACGCGGUGGACGGGUUUAUGCAGGAGCUCGAUCUGCCCGACGCGCACAAACCAACGAUCGAAGAGAGUAUACUGAUCAAAGAGGUGUCGCCCGGUACGACGCUCGUGCAUCAGGGUGUGCUGGAUGAUGUGAUGCUAAUUUUCGUGAUUGCCGGUGGGCUCACGCUUACCCAGUGCCCACAGACGGGCCCGAUUGCACAGGAUGCAAAUAAGGGCGCCGGCGACAAGAUGGACAAUCAUACCGUCACCAUCUACCCGGGCGAUGUGGUGGGUGGGUUGGCGGUGCUCACGGGCGAAUGCAGCCUGUACACGAUCCGUGCGAAACAUAACUCGCGCGUGGGCUUACUCAACAAGGAUGUCAUUUACAAGAUAAUGCGCGAACGUCCAGCAGUGGUGCUCGAUAUAGCGAAUAGCGUCGUAAAGCGCCUUUCGCCCUUGGUGCGGCAGUGUGACUUUGCGCUCGAUUGGAACUUUAUCGAAUCUGGCCGUGCGGUGUACCGGCAGGAGGAGGUAAGCGACUCCACCUAUAUCGUGCUGAACGGGCGUCUCCGGUCGGUCACAACGCAUCCCAACGGGAAGAAGGAAAUUGUGGGCGAGUACGGUAAGGGUGAUCUGAUCGGUAUAAUCGAAAUGAUUACGGAAACGCCACGCACCACCACGGUGAUGGCUGUGCGUGAUUCCGAGCUGGCGAAACUACCCGAAGGGUUGUUUAACGCGAUCAAAUUCAAGUACCCGAUCGUGGUAACGCAGCUGAUCAGUCUGCUGAGCCACCGUAUACUCGGCUCGAUGCGUUCGCGCCCGAUCGCCACCAGCUCGUUCACGUCCGUGUCGUUCGACACGAACCAACAGAUCCAGCACCGGUACUCGACGGUAGCGAUCGUGGCAGUGAGCGAUGAUGUGCCACUGUCACCGUUCACGUACGAGCUGUACCAUUCGCUCAGCACGAUCGGCUCGACCGUGCGGUUAACGUCGGAGAUUGUGCGGAAAGCGCUCGGUGCGUCGAUCAUGGAACCGCCGAACGAGUACCGGCUCACGAGCUGGCUUGGCCAGCAAGAGGACCGGCACAACAUCACGCUCUACCAGUGCGACAAUUCGUUCGGUCCGUGGACGCAGCGUUGCCUGCGGCAGGCGGAUGUCAUCCUGAUCGUCGGGUUCGGUGACCGCUCGCCGGUGAUGGGCAAGCUCGAGAAGGAGAUCGAUCGGUUGGCGAUCCGUACCGCGAAGGAGCUGGUGCUGCUGCACUCGGAGGAAGGUAACAGCUGCCCGACGAACACGAUCAGCUGGUUAAAUAUGCGGGCGUGGGUAUCGCGCCACCAUCAUAUCCAGUGCCCGAAGCGCAUGUUUACCCGGCGCAGUCAGAACAAAAUUGCCGAGCUGUACGAACGCAUCAUGAAGAACGAACCGUACAUACAUUGUGAUUUCUCCCGCCUGGCCCGAUGGCUGACCGGCAACUCGGUGGGGCUGGUGCUCGGCGGUGGCGGAGCACGCGGUGCGGCCCACGUCGGUAUGCUGAAGGCGAUCCAGGAAGCGGGCAUUCCGAUCGAUAUGGUCGGUGGUGUAAGCAUCGGUGCGUUCAUGGGCGCCCUCUGGUGUAUGGAAAAGAAUAUCACAACCAUGACGCAGAAAGCACGCGAAUGGUGCACGAAAAUGACCCAAUGGAGCCGGCAGCUGCGUGACCUCACCUACCCAAUAACGUCCAUGUUUUCCGGGCGCCAUUUUAAUCAAACCAUACACAGCACGUUCGGUGACAUCUGCAUCGAGGACCUGUGGAUACCAUACUUUACCCUUACCACCGACAUCUCCGCCAGCUGUGCCCGCGUCCACACACACGGGGAUCUGUGGCGUUAUGUGCGUGCCAGUAUGUCUGUAGCCGGUAUAUUUCCUCCUAUCUGUGAUACACGCGAUGGCCAUCUGCUGUUAGAUGGUUGCUAUACUAAUAAUGUGCCAGCCGAUGUGAUGCGUGCGCAGGGUGCGGCACACAUUAUAGCGAUAGAUGUCGGAUCGCAGGACGAUACCGAUCUGACGGACUACGGCGAUGACCUGUCCGGUUGGUGGUUGCUGUACAAGCGCUGGAACCCGUUCACCUCGCCGGUGAAGGUACCGAACCUGCCGGAUAUUCAAUCACGCCUUGCAUACGUAUCGUGCGUUCGCCAGUUGGAGGAGGUGAAAAAGAGCGACUACUGCGAGUACAUUCGACCACCGAUCGAUAAGUACAAGACGCUUGCGUUCGGUAGCUUCGAUGAGAUUAAGAACGUCGGCUACGAGCACGGUAAGGCGUACUUCCAGAGCAUGGCGGAAAAUGGACGGCUGACGCGCUUCAACCAAUGGUCCGUACAUCCGAUACCGAAGAAGGCAACCCAUUCGCUGAAUGAGUACUCUUUCGUCGAUCUGGCCCAAAUCGUUUGCAAAGUGCCGGAAACGUAUCCGGAGCGGGGCUACUCAUCGAGCGAGGACGACUACUACGACGGGUACGCCUCGGAACCGUCGAGCAUGCCGCUCAAGAAGGGCUACAAUAUGCCGCUGAUGCGUUCGGCUGGCUCGCUGUCCCUGUCGGACAACGAUAUGGAUUCGGACGAGCUGGAAAUACCGAGACCGUUCAAACCGCUACCACCGGCCAAUCGCAACAUGGCGGCGGCGGCAGGCGAUAGAAAGGAGUAGUAGUUGCGUGUUUUGUGUUCGUUAAUUUUUCUUCUCGCUUUCUUUUUUUCUUUCCCUCUCUCUCUCUCUCUCUCGUAUAUUUAAACAUGUUUGAAUUUAUCCUAGCAAUAGCAUUAUAAUUUAUCACACACUUGCGUUGCACACAUUAUCUGUCCCUUUGGUACGAGCUUGGCGAGAGUGUCAUUUUGCGGGUCAUAAAACAGGAAGUUCCCAUCGAAACUUGUUUUAAUGGUCUGGAAGAUACGCUCCAACAAAAAUGGAGAAGAUUACUGGUGUGUAAAUGCGUUUUAGAGCUCCGUACAAAUGGACAGUUUCUGUCAUCAGCAGAACAAAUAUGAACUCAGCGGACGAAGCAAAACCACUCUCCAAAUACCGAAGUAAAGAAGAAUCAUCGCACCGAGCAUAGGGCUUUAUGUAGUAUGUAUAAUUUUCUGCAAGUUCAAUUGCACGUAGGUUAACCGGAAAACGAAUCGAAUCAUUACGACCCGCCAGUACAUCGAGUUAGCUUCUUUUUUCCAACCCAUCACUCCCAAAGAUAGAGUUUAAACAAAGAGCGUGUGCGAGGUUUUUUUGUUGUUGUUUCAUUUCAAUAAACUCUACUCUCUUUUUAACAGGUUA